Molecule: messenger RNA, 1609 nt
Organism: Cercospora beticola
Lineage: Eukaryota; Fungi; Ascomycota; Dothideomycetes; Mycosphaerellales; Mycosphaerellaceae
Gene: KAE1
Product: tRNA N6-adenosine threonylcarbamoyltransferase
Biological process (GO): tRNA threonylcarbamoyladenosine modification
Cellular component (GO): cytoplasm; EKC/KEOPS complex
Source: RefSeq, a predicted model, not a curated record
UACAAAGCCAUUCACUCACCAUGCCUAUCGCUCUCGGCCUGGAGGGCUCCGCCAACAAGCUUGGAGUGGGAGUGAUACUGCAUCCAAACUCCUCCACCCUGUCUUCUCCGCCAUCGCCUCACGACAGCGCGCAUUCGGACGAUGGCCUGAGAAAACAGGUCGAUUCUCAGCCUGUGCAGAUCCUCUCGAACCUAAGACAUACCUUCAACUCUCCUCCUGGUACAGGCUUCCUGCCCAAGGACACAGCAGCUCAUCAUCGACGAUGGGUGGUCAGGCUGGUCAAGCAGGCUAUCAAGCAGGCCGGCGUGCAGAUUGAGGACAUUGACUGUAUAUGCUUUACCCAAGGACCUGGCAUGGGUGCUCCUCUGUCAAGCGUUGCUAUCGCUGCCAGAAUGCUAAGCCAGCUCUGGGGCAAGCCUCUGGUUGGUGUCAACCACUGUGUAGGUCAUGUUGAGAUGGGCCGCGCGAUUACGGGCGCUCAGAAUCCUGUGGUGUUGUACGUGUCGGGUGGCAAUACCCAGGUUAUCGCAUACUCUGCGCAAAGGUACAGGAUCUUCGGGGAAGCACUUGACAUCGCUGUUGGCAACUGUCUAGACCGAUUCGCGCGAGUGCUCGAGAUUCCAAACGAUCCGGCUCCAGGUUACAAUAUUGAGCAGCUGGCGAAGAAGGGCAAGGUCUUGCUGGAGCUCCCGUAUGCAGUGAAGGGCAUGGAUGUGAGCUUCAGUGGUAUACUUGCCAAGGUAGAGGAGAUGGCACACCGAUUGGGGAAAGACUGGAAGGACGAAGAGAGUGGAGAGCUGAUCACACGAGAGGAUCUGUGCUUCACGCUGCAAGAGACUGUCUUUGCCAUGCUGGUCGAGAUCACAGAAAGAGCGAUGGCGCACGUUGGCAGCGCACAAGUCCUCAUUGUUGGUGGCGUGGGCUGCAACAUUCGUCUGCAAGAGAUGAUGGGAAUCAUGGCAAGUGAGCGCGGAGGCAGUGUCUUUGCCACUGAUGAGCGCUUCUGCAUUGACAACGGCAUCAUGAUCGCUCACGCCGGUCUGCUGGCCUAUGAGAUGGGCUUCCGGACGAAGUUGGAGGAGACCAUGUGCACGCAGCGCUUCAGAACUGACGAGGUCCUGAUCAAUUGGCGUGAUUGAAAUAAUCCUGGCUCGCGAAGUGAUAUUCGAUGAUUUCCGUCACUUCGCAUCCCAACGGUUCCGCACGGACACAUGCAAUCUUGCAACGGCGAAACUGCCUCACUCCAGUAAAGUAAAGCCUCAACACCCAGCUGUUCACAGGUCAACUCUUGUCAAGAGGGCUUCCACCCUCAUCCGCCUUGGUGCUCCAGACAUCGCACAAGUAUCUUGCUACGACACACCACAAGUGCAGGCAUGGUCGCUCAGCAAGAUCCCACCAGCAUGCCCGUCGGCUUCUCGUUGCCGUUCAACAUGGUGCAGACGGCCAGUCCUACCAACGCUCGCAAGCCUUUCAUCGAGCGGUCGCAGACAACGCCGCAUUGAACAAGCAUAUGCAAAGUCCAGGUUCUCUCCCAUCGAGCAGCAUCGCCAUGAGCAGCUUGACAACACCUUCACCAUGGAGAACCUGAUCAACGACGGCAUGUGCAGCA